Paecilomyces variotii is the source of this 1843-nucleotide messenger RNA. RefSeq lists its product as hypothetical. The record is from RefSeq and is a predicted model, not a curated record. Lineage: Eukaryota; Fungi; Ascomycota; Eurotiomycetes; Eurotiales; Thermoascaceae. Bases 368 to 1417 code for a protein of 349 amino acids. The transcript has a single exon.
UCACGCCUCUGGUAUCAAUUGAUUCUGAUGAGUUCCUACCAGUAGUUACUACAUGGACUUGCAAUUGCACGUAAAAGAAAAUGCAUCCUUGUCCAAGGACACGUAAAAACGCGGGCCGUGUCGCGUUCGCUCCCCUUUUCUCGAAACAAACGCGUUUGCCGGAGAUCUUUUUAACGAAGAACCAACCCGCUCAACGCACCAUCAAGGAACCACUCCAUUACUCUGACAGCCGGAAUACUCUGGAUUGUGUCUCGAUAGUGAAUUCGAAAUAUCUCUGAAUCUUUUUGUUCCUCUUUGAAGAUCGCUCCUCUUGUCCAUAUCUGCAACAUAACACUCUGGGAAAUUACUCAGGGACUCACCACGGAACAUGAGUGCUCGACCUGCGAAACGCCCAAGAGUCGAAACUGAUGAUGACGACGAUGGUUUCACUGGCAGUCGCUCUAGAAUUGCAAAGCGCCCAAGGCGUAGAAUUGCAAAACGCCCAAGGCGCAAAGAGAUCGACAGCUUGAUAGCUGACCUCGACGACAAUGACUGCCGCGACCUCUUGCACCAAGCAGCAACGGCCCACCCGGACGUUUUGAUGUCCAUUCGCGCUGUGCUCAGGGCCCUGAACGCACGGGCGGUCAGUACUGAUGUUUGGGGUUUUGAAUGGCAGACCGACGACGUUUGGAAGCUGCUGAACGUCACCUGGAGCAAGGAAAGCGCGUCGCGCCAAUUAGAAUCAGCUGGCUAUGUGGAAAAUGCAAUCAUCUAUGAUAUCGAGCAUAUUCGCGAUCAUGCAGCGAAACCAAGUGCGUCGUUGGGGACCAAAGUAAACGGUCUCGAAGGCCUCCGCAAGAUCGGAGAGACCGUUCUCACUAGCUCAAACCCGCUUGCCCACGAGAUACAGAAGCGCUCUCAGUGGGAUACUUCCUUGAUAGACACAAUGACCAAGAUAGUGGACGCUAUGACCUAUGAGGAACAGAAAGAGAUAUGCCUCUGGGAUGAUGGAGAUGGACACUGGCAGAACAAAAUGAAUGAAUUGGCCACGUUGAGUAUGCGUAUGCAGCACCGUUGUUUCAAGGGCCUCGUGGGUGUAAUAUCAACGCUUCAAAGAUGGAUGUGGGAAGAAGAGGAAGAGGAGGAGGAUGAAGAAGAUGAGAGCGAAGAUUGCGAUGAAGAUGAUGAUCAUGAUGAGGUCGACCACGCGCGUCGUCGCAGUCGUCGCAGACUUGAAGCGGCCAUGAGGCAUCACCUUGCAUUCGAGUGUAUGGGGAGAGACGAUGAAGAGGAGCAGAAUGAAGAAUAUCAGAGCGAAGGUUUCGAUGAGGAUGAUGAUCAGGAUGAUGGAGAAGACGAGAAUGACGACGCGGUCGCGCAGCCUGGUCAUGAACGUGAAGGGCAAAUAAGUUUCCACCAGCGCCUCUUCUGCCAGUGAAGUGGUUUAUUAAGCCAACUGGAUCAUUUGACCUCCUUAGCGACUUCCCUUGCCGGAAACAAUCUCGAAUACUCACUUGCUAUCCAGGAUCAUGGAAGUCAAAUCAUCGCCAACUCUUUUUGUUCACUUUUCUUGGAAAGAUCUUGCGGGCGUUUGGUGUUACUAUGUAAACUAUGAAAUUGUACCUUAGCCGGAUGAAAACAUCAGUCAUAUUCUAUUGUGGGAUUCACAUUUCAGGCUAUGCAAAUAUGUUUGUUGGGAAUGUACAGUUUAUGCCCUCAUCCAGACCACGCUGUAUCUAGUCUAGACUGAAGAAAUUAAACCAAGCAAACGACCAUGAAUCAUGGAAUUAUAUGGCCAAUUGUAAACAGGGGAAAUCAUUGAAAGCUCAAGAAUUCUUCAGGGUCUUCGAAAAGCUGAUCGAGG